Messenger RNA from Priapulus caudatus, 3603 nucleotides. RefSeq lists its product as uncharacterized. The record is from RefSeq and is a predicted model, not a curated record. NCBI's taxonomy places the organism in Eukaryota, Metazoa, Priapulida, Priapulimorpha, Priapulimorphida, Priapulidae. The transcript has 6 exons. The coding region runs from base 1508 to 2776 and encodes 422 amino acids.
GCAGCCUGCUCCGAGCAACGGACUGUUGUCACAAUGUGCCGGCUGAUCAAUCGCCAACUGCGUCUCCCAGUUGACUUAUCGUGAACGGCUAUAUAACAGACGAGGGAUAGCGAGAGAGAGAGAGCGAGAAAGAGCGCGGGCGCGAGAGAGAAAGAGAGAGCCAAAGAAAGAAAGAAAGAAAGAAAGAAAGAGAGAGAGAGAGAGAGAGAGAGAGUAAGUAACUAUAACCAAGACGGCGACACUAACGAAAGAAACGCAACCCGUCACAGCAUCCUCUCUCAGCAGCAGACGAUUCGUAAUCGCCGGCUCUCUCUCCCGAAUGGGUUUCGGCGGGAAUCGCUCUUGAUCGCGUCGCCUGUGCGGAAAAGUCUCCCGGUGAAUUUUGUGAUAGCGAGAUAUUCGUGAGUGGCGCCAGAGGUGAAGCAGCUCUGCUUGCGUGCAGCUCACACGACAAGACUAAAUCUUGCUUGAACUAAACGCAACGAUAGAGAAGUAAUUCGUUCUUCGUGUGAGGUUUGCGCUCACUCCGUGAGGUGAAACUGUGUGGUGUAGGCGCUACGACAGGUCCAGUCCUCUACCCUUGGUUCGUGACUAACAACUGGCGAGCAAGGCACUUACGUUAUACCUAUAGGGAAUCAACUGAUACCGGUCGGAGCAAGCAUAAUAAUUUUCCUGCUGAUUUAGCCUAAAUACCGGUCGGAGUAAGACAACAACUUUAACUGGUUAAUCAUACAUAACAACCUGCACCAACCUUACAUGGUUAAUCAUACAUAACAACCUGCACCAACCUUACCUGGUGUAUCAGCCGACAUCGGUCAGCGCAAGGUUCUACGUUACCUGGUUAAAUGGACACAGCAGCCUGUGCAAGGCUCCUGUGUUACCUGACAAACUAACGGAGCCGUGUCGACAAGGCUAUCGCAUUACCCGGCGAAUCAAUCAAGCGGGCUUCGCAAAGCAUCUCCUUUUGAAUUGAUCUUGCUUUGAUCGACGUGGAAGUGCGAGCGACACAUUCCCUCGCACAGCUGCGGCGGGAUCAAGCGCGGGCACGCUCUCGCACGCGCGCCGUCUGCAUACGGCACGCGACGCGGGAAUCGCAGCCUGGGGCACGCGCGAUCGCCGCCUCAAGUCGCACAUCGGCGCGUGUCGCACAUACGCGACUGCUCAGUCACCGUCGCUCGACACGGAUACGCACUCGGCUCGAUUGAAAAAAAACCUCCGGCGCAUGCAGACGCGCGCGACCGAAGAAUCGCCGCCGGACGGCAUCUGACAGGCGGGAACGGCCGUAGACAGAAGACAGAGUGCUCGACCAUUACUCUUAUCACGCGCCGUCGGCGAUGAGGGCUACGCCGAGAGAUGGAGAUGAUCGCUGUUCACCUGCUGCCGACGCACCAGAUGACGUGAGCAGAAUCCAGCAUCCGACGAUCGAAACGAGAGAGAAGAAAGAAACAGUCGAAACGGCAUCCGUCUCCGAGCCUGUGUUGACAGCUCGACGCCCACCACAGCCACGAUGAUGGCGGCGUGUCACGUGUUCAUUGUGUUCGUGAUGAUGUCAUCGGCGACGGUGCAGCCGCGACCCAGCGCUUCGGGCAGCGCGGGAACGCCUCAAGGUCAGUCGACGCAAGCGGAAGCCGAACACAUUCGAAACAACGCCACCUGGCGAAUGGUUGGAGACACGCUGACGUCGGCAACCGACAACGGCACGAUCUCGAUUAGCCUGAGCGUGGCGGAAACGGAAACUAGCGACGACGACGUGGCGGCGGCAACGUCACGUCCGGCGCCGGCGAUCGCGCAGACGCAGAAAUCUGCGACGUCGGCGGCCGCUCCGCCCUCUGUCGACGAUUCUGACAACGACGACGAAACCGUCGGUCGAGACUUGAACGAGAGCCGACGUCACGUCGCGACGCUUCGUCCCGAUCCGGGACGAGAACAGGCAGACGAACCGGAAGCGAGCGCGUCCCAAAACAAUUAUCGACAUACAAACGAAGAUAAGGACGCGGAGGAGGAGGAAGCGGAGAAGGAGAGAGAGGGAGAGGAAGAGGAGAAGGGAAAGGAAGAGGAAGGAGAGGGUGAGAAGCAGCAGCUGCAGCUUGAGGCAGACGAUCGUCUGAGAGCUGUAGCUGCGUCUGCGCAGAAGAGCGAGGUCGUCUACGUUAACGACUCCAUCGAGUUCAUCAUCAGGGUGAACAAGACGGGCAUGUACGUGUACGAACUGGAGAAGCGACCUGGCGAGGACGACGAUGACGAUGGCGGCGCGCAUGCUCAGACGCUCGACCUGCAUGAGGCGAGCCUCGUCAUCGUCGAGGAAAUACCUGCCGACUGGAACGAGUCCGAACAUCCGCUUCCGCCUGACACGCGCUUCCAGCACUCGCCGCUAGAGGUCGUCGACUCGCUCGCGCAGCGCGUUGGCGAGGGCUUCGAGCUACCGCCGGCGAAGCAGCCAAUCAUAUACGAGGACGCGUACGACGCAACGGUAGCGCUGCGAGAGAACGGCGAUGUCGUGAAAGAUCCCAACGCGUCCGUGGACGACAAAGGACUCAUUAUGACGGUGGGCAAGAUGGAGUUGCUGAACAUUGUCGUACCUGUUGCCGUCGGCCUGACAACGGCCCUCUUCCUCGUCAUGCUCUUGUGGGCCAUCCGCCAUUUCAACUCGCAGAGCAAAGUUCCCGAACGACGCGAGAGCAUUGUAGAGGAGGGAGGAGAGGUGGAGCAGAACAGCGGCGACACGAGCGUGCUGCUGCUCGGCGAGCCGGGAGAGAGCACCGAGGACGAGUGCUAGAGCCUGCCGUCACCCUCUCCAUGUCACAGCAACGCGAGACACGCCGCCGCGCCGGUAGCACUGAGGAUCCGCCAGUCAGCAGCAAUCGGAGUUAUCCGCCGCCGCCGCCGCCGCCGCCGACAGUGUGUGUGCCAACCGGCGGAAAACACUACGACGAGAUAGAAAGGACGGGUCGGCGUAUUUCGCGCGUGUCGCCGAAUGAUGUUUGUCGUCAGAUGAUCCAUGAUGUCAUCAUGUCCAAGAUGUCUUCAUGCUGUCUCUCGUCUGCGGCGACUUUGUCUCCUGCUCCGCGACUUUGUAUCCUGCCUGGCGGUCAACGUCUCUCCUUUCCUGCGGUUAUCUCGUCGUCUGCCUAGCGUCCACCUUUUCCUCUGCCUGGCAGCUAGUUAGUCUCCUGUCCGGUAGCAAUCUUGUUUCCUGUUCCGCGGCCAUUUUGUCUCCCGUCCCGCGGCCAUUUUGUCUCCUGCCCGGGGUCAUCUUGUCUCCUUCCUCGCGGCCAUCUUGUCUCCUGUCUUGCGACCCUCUUGUCUUCUGCCCGGCGGCCAUCCAUUACGAUCGCGCGGGGAUGCAUGUAUGAGCCGCGCGUGAUUUUACCAUAUCAAAUUUUCAUGCAGACUCAGAAGGUAUUACGAUUUUCAACUGUCGAUGUGUUUGUUAUUGAGUACGAUCUACUGUUUCUUACUCGCGGCGCUAAGCGGUAGCAGCUUAACUGCCAGUACUACUGCACUGGGCUUUAAACUCGUGUCGCCAUGAUUUAUAUGCACGUUUGGAACAACAACGUGGAAUUUGAGAAGAGAACCCGUACCUUACUUGAUCCCAGUUGAAAA